AUGACCCAAACGCAGGAAAGAAAACCCCCAAAGCCUCGAUUUGGUCGCCUUCUCAAAGCGGAUACGUUGUGGUGGAACACCGAAUAUAGCAGCGAUAACGACACCCUUGUCGACGAGCUCUGGACCAACAAAAUUCCAUGGGAGAGAGCCUUUUCCUUGGGACCCAGAGGAGAAAGGCAUAUAUAUCAGCUGGUUGAAGCACUGGGCAACAACGGCGACAAAAAGUUUCAUAUCGACUCUCGCACUAUUUCAUCUCUCAUUGUUGAGAAUGACAAGAAUGCCGUCAAGCUGCUGUUUUCUGACGGCACAAGCGCCACUGAAGCAUUUCUUGUACACAAUCCGUUCACUCAAGUCAAAGGCCCUUUUGCAGCGCAGUUGGGAAUUACAGUUACGCCUAGCCCAAUCCCUGGAAUUGAGAUUGGCGACCUCGCAGUCAGCCCUCCAACCUAUCAGACUAAUGUUCGAGGUGCUUUUGCUGCCGGCGACUGCAUAACCCCAUACAAGGUAGUGCCAGGGGCCAUUUCAAGUGGAUGCAAUGCAGCCGUUGCUGCGUCUUCACAACUGCUGGCAGAAAAGUAUGGCCAUCAUGCUAUGUUCUAA
This is a messenger RNA of Talaromyces rugulosus, 600 nucleotides long. RefSeq lists its product as uncharacterized. Bases 1 to 600 code for a protein of 199 amino acids. The record is from RefSeq and is a predicted model, not a curated record. NCBI's taxonomy places the organism in Eukaryota, Fungi, Ascomycota, Eurotiomycetes, Eurotiales, Trichocomaceae. The transcript is spliced from 3 exons.